This is a messenger RNA of Octopus sinensis (East Asian common octopus), 3625 nucleotides long. RefSeq names its product protocadherin beta-2-like. The coding region runs from base 540 to 3410 and encodes 956 amino acids. Gene Ontology annotation, cellular component: plasma membrane. The transcript is spliced from 4 exons. Gene Ontology annotation, molecular function: calcium ion binding. The record is from RefSeq and is a predicted model, not a curated record. NCBI's taxonomy places the organism in Eukaryota, Metazoa, Mollusca, Cephalopoda, Octopoda, Octopodidae. Gene Ontology annotation, biological process: homophilic cell-cell adhesion.
UUUGUAACAUAAAGUUACUAAAGUUAGGUUCCUUAUACUUUUACACAUUUAUAUUAACAUUAUUUUGAAUCAAUAUUUUCCAUACUGAAUUUAUUGCCUGUCCACUUCCUUCUAGUCAUUAGACAUUUCUUCCUUAUUCAUUUAUGUACCAACACACAUUCACAUAUAUAUAUGUAAGUGGGUGUGGGUUAAGUAAACCAGUCUGUGAGUCAGUCCAUCAUUAACUGCAAAAGUUGGAGGCUGUAUUUCCGUUUCCUUGCACUGGAAUAAAAGACAGCUUGUCAUUGGCUACAACACACAUUACAUACUACACAACCAACUCCAUAGAACUACAUAACACUGUCACAUACCAAACUACUCAGAACUUCUGCUACUGAUAUAACUUUGUUACCAAAACCCUGAAACAGCACAGCAACAACUAUAUAAAUAACUGAUACCUGUUGGUGAUAACAGAAGAAAAUAUUCCAGAAGUCAUUAUUUCAUAGGUUUCAAUAACAUUAUACAUAUAUUUCCUUGUAACAGAAUUGUAGACUGUAACCAUGUUAUACAUACUUUGGUUGGUGUUGUUAAUGGUUAACAAUUGUUGGUGUGUGGAUCAUACCUACCAUGUGAAAGAGAACAAUGAUAUACACAGCUUUAUUGGAGAUAUUGUCACUGAUACACACUUAUUGGAUACUGUACCAUCUCUUGACGAUAACAGCAAACUGAUGUUUAAUGUUGUUCAGGGAAGUAGUGAUGAAACAGCUCAGUUAUUUAAUGUUACACAGGGAGGACAACUGUACACUGCUGCCAUAUUGGAUGCAGAAAUUCUGUGUCAAUAUAAUGUGGAAUGUUUCAGAAUAUUGGAAAUAACUGUUCAACAUGGCUAUUCUGUUAUUAAGAUAUUAAAACUCAAAGUUAUAAUAGAAGAUGUUAAUGAUAAUUCCCCCAAAUUUCCAAAAAAGGAAUUUCAUUUAAAAUUUGAUGAAAAUGAUCUAAUAGGAACCAAGCAAAUAAUUCCAAAUGCCAUUGAUAAUGAUGUCAGUAUUCAGAAUUCCAGAAUCACAUAUGAGAUUGAAAAUUUAAAUACUCCUUUUAAAUUGAUUGUUUCUAAAAAAUUGGAUGGAUCUGAUUUAUUGCAACUCAAUCUAGAAAAUAUCUUAGAUCGUGAGACAAAAAGCAUUUAUGAAAUUCAGCUAAAUGCCAGAGAUAAUGGAUCACCACAGAAAAAAGGUGUACUUCAUAUAAAAAUAAUUAUUAAAGAUAUUAAUGAUAAUUUCCCUGUGUUCUCCCAAAAUACUUAUAAUGUCACUGUAAAUGACACACACCAGUUAAACAAACCUAUUGCAAAGCUGUUGGCUACAGAUUUAGAUGAAGGAGAAAAUGGAUUAAUAUCUUACGUCUUCAAUAGCAAAACAUCAACAUAUGCCAUGAAGUGUUUCAGAUUAGAUGAAGUAACUGGAUAUUUGUUUCUAAAGAAAGAAUUUCAAUUUGGAAGGAUAUAUAAAUUGCUUGUUGAAGCUAGAGAUAAUGGUAAAAUACCUAUGUUUUCAACAGCCAUUGUCCUUAUAAAUGGUGUCACUCAUUUGAAUAAUCCACCAAACAUUGACUUCAAAUUUUUUGUUAAGUCAACUGGAAAAAAAGCUGUCAUCUCUGAAGGAACACAAAUUCAGAGUUUUGUUGCUUAUGUCAAUGUUAUUGACAAUGACAAUGGAGAAAAUGGACAAGUGAAGUGUCAUUUACAAAAUAGAUAUCUUCAGCUAAUCUCAGAGUCUGAAAAGAAAUACAAAGUUGUUGUCAAGAGUAAAAUAGACAGAGAAAGAGAAAAGAGCUUUAAUUUCACCAUUAAAUGUCAAGAUAAGGGUUUACCUCCAUUGAAAGUAGAGAAACAGUUUUCAAUGCUGGUUACUGACAUAAAUGAUGUACAACCUCAGUUUAGUCAGGACAUAUUUAAGUUUCUCACCUAUGAAAAUGAACACAAAGACUUCCCUGUUGGAUAUGUCAAUGCCACAGACCCAGAUAUUGGAGAUGGAGGACAAUUAACCUAUUCUCUAUUAUCUAAUGGAAAAGAUAUUCUACCAUUUCAGAUAUCUGAUGUGGGAUUCAUUUCCACAACUGAGUCCCUAGACAGAGAAGAAAAGAACUUGUAUGAGUUUAAGGUUUUAGUAAAAGAUAAAGGAACACCAUCACUGGAGAAGAGAGCAAAUGUUGUUGUUGAGGUUAUGGAUUUAAAUGAUAAUGCUCCCUAUUUCAGUUUCCCUAAUGUUGACCCUUUCAGUCUUAAUGUCCACUACCAUCCCCACUCUGACCAUGAUAUCACAGUUGUUAGGGCCUCUGACAGAGACAGUCAACACAAUGCCUUCCUCACAUAUGAAAUACUCAGAGGUAAUGAGAAACACUUAUUUCAAAUGAACCAUCACUCUGGUGUCUUAUCUUUCUCUCGCUCACUUUACCAAAAUGAUGCUGGAUUCUAUGAACUGGAAUUAGGUGUGAAAGACAGUGGCAGUCCAGUUCUGUCAUCGACAACAACUUUGUCUUUGACUCUCACAGUUAGUAAGAACACAUCAAAGAUAUUUAAGACCCCUUCAAAGACAACAACAGAAUCAAGUAAUGGUCUCCAAUUGAAUGUGAUGAUUGUUAUUGUUAUAGCAGCUGUGAUCGUAUCAGUUGUCAUAGUGAUCUCUAUAUCGAUCUGUAUAGUUCAUAGACUGAAUCAGACAGACAACAACUAUAACAACAGUGUUGAUAUGUACCACAAGGUUACACCUGCAUUAAACACGCAAUCGAAAUAUAUAUUUGAUCCUACCUGUGUUCCUCCUGGAGUUCAGUACACAAUGUCGAGAAAACUGAAGCCAUCUCAAGACUCAAAGGUUUAUAGGGAAGAUACUUACUGCAGAACCUUGCCAUGUGAUAAGUGGAACGAUUUUACUUUGAACAGACAUGAACAGAUUUUUAUUCCCAGAGAGGAAAGUAUGUCUCCAGGUUACAGAGAACUGAACAAUCCUGACCAAUUCAGUGAGAUGUCAACAUUGUCAUCUCACACUGAUAGUGGUCAUGGCUGGAGUGUUGGUAGUGCUGGACAUUAUGAGGAACUGCCAGAUCUGUGUCGUUACCAAAGUGACCAGACAUGGAAUAGAAGAAAUCAACUUCAAAACACACUCAACAGAUCAAGGGGAGAUAACAAAUAUGGAUAUCACCAUCACCCUAAUGUCGAUAAUAACACUUCCUGUUCGAUUGACCAAACACCUUUGACUAUUACUGGGACCACAUCUAACAUAACUGGACAACAUUCUACAGUACCAGUGAAAAGUCAGUUUACUUCAGACUGUAAACCAUCUCUGCCAGCUGUACCCAAAAUAACAACACUACCAAAGGUACCUUCAUCACCCCAGGUACCUCCACUCCCUCCUCUGUCUGCAACAGACGUCUAAUAGCAUCAUUUCAAGAACAUAACAAAGCAUUAUUUUCUCAAGACAGGCAAUACAUUUCCAGUAAGGAAUACAUUAAAAGAAAAUAUUAAUAACAAAACAAUAUUUCAUUUCAUAGUAGAACACGCAUCAAUAAUGUUUCAUUCAUUAGUUUCUGUUAGUUUUCAGAUUCUGUUUUUAGAUUUUAAUUUACAGUAAAUCAACCGAAUUAUUUGGUU